Ostrinia furnacalis (Asian corn borer) is the source of this 1930-nucleotide messenger RNA. RefSeq names its product facilitated trehalose transporter Tret1-like. The record is from RefSeq and is a predicted model, not a curated record. Gene Ontology annotation, cellular component: membrane. The coding region runs from base 11 to 1432 and encodes 473 amino acids. NCBI's taxonomy places the organism in Eukaryota, Metazoa, Arthropoda, Insecta, Lepidoptera, Crambidae. Gene Ontology annotation, biological process: transmembrane transport. The transcript has 3 exons. Gene Ontology annotation, molecular function: transmembrane transporter activity.
UAGUAUAACGAUGGACGCAAAAUACACACUUAUUGGGAAACAGAAUUAUAGAUUACCUGUUUUAGGACGACAGUUGCUAGUGUGUCUGUCAGCAUGCGUGUAUUCCUUCAUGCUGGGACUGAGCUUCGGGAGUCCCACGGUGGCCGUGGCCCAGCUGAGGGCAAGGGCGAACUCAACCGACGCAGUCAGCAGGGAAAUGGGCUCUUGGAUAGCAUCUGCAUCCGGCUUUGUCGCAAUCCCUACAGUAGUCGUCUCGGUCAUCGUUGUACAUCACUUCGGGCGCAAAAAAGUUUAUAACUACGCGACUGUAGUUAGUUUCGUGUGCUUUACAAUACUCUAUUGUAGUAAAAAUGCUACGGAUCUUCUUGUAAGCAGGUUAUUCUGCGGAGUUCAAAGUGGCUUGUUGUUGUCAACGUUCCUAAUGGUCAUGACUGAGAGCAUGAAGCCAAGAUAUAGGGGUUUAUUUUUUGCUUUGAAAUCAGCUUCAAUUUAUUGGGGUGUCUGGUGUUCCAAUACGAUAGGAACAUUCUGUCCUUACAAUUACAUUGGAAUAGUUGGGAUGUCAUGUUCAGUAAUUAACUUUUUCAUAACAUUUGUCAUACCAGAAACUCCAUUCUGGCUUGCAUCAAGAGGCAGAUAUGAAGAAUGCGCAGCAGCACACCGAUGGUUGAAGGGGGCCGACGAGGAUACCGAGAAAGAGUUGAAAGCGAUUUUUGAUAGUUUCCAAAAAGAUGGAAAAGUGCCAAUACAAACACGCAAAUCUCUGUUAACUACAGUUAAAGAAUAUUGGACGAUAAUAUGUCAACCAUCAUUUUAUAAACCUGUCUCUAUAGGAUUCAUAAUUGAAAUGAUGUGUGUAGCUACAGGAAAAUUGGUUUUUGCUAUGUAUGCAAUUGAAAUAAUAGGAAAAGUUACAAAAAAUAAAACUACAGCUCACUAUUUUAUGUUGAUACUGGAUGGAUUUAGUGUGUUAGGUAUGUAUAUGGGCUGUGUCUUAGCAAAACGCUUAAAAAGAAGAACUAUGUUGUUAUGUUCAUCAACAUUAUCCGCAAUACUAAUGUUUGCGGUGUCAUUUUAUUUGUAUUUGGUUAAAUUCAAAAUAAUGUCUGAAAAUAACAUAUUAUUUUUAAGUAUAUUGGUUUUAUAUUCGUUAAUUACAUGUUGUGGCCCCAUGCUUUUGUUUAGCGUUAUUUGUGGCGAAUUGUUUCCAUUAAAAGGUAGAAGUUUUGGAGUGAUAUUAUCAGGUGUGAUUAAUAGUGCACUUUUUGGACUAAGUAUGAAAUUUACACCGUAUUUACUUUGGGCUAUCAAUACUGAAAAUACUUUUCUAUUUUUUGCAAUUUUUUCUACCACAUGCAUUAUUUUAGAAUAUAAGUAUCUACCAGAAACUAAAGAUAAAACAUUAAAUGAAAUUGCGGCCCUAUUUCAAUAAACACAACUCUAUUAAAUGUUACAUCGAUAACUAAAUCAUGUGUUGGCAACAUUAAUCAAAAGCUUUUUUUUACUACUAGCAACUAGUCUACUAGUACUAAGAGAGAUAGAAAGAUUCGUCUUGUCAUUGUGCUACUAACGUAAGUGAUAUUUAUUUAAAGUCGUCAAUAAAUUGUGUAAUUUACCAGCGCCUGUAAAUUAAUGCAAUGGAACGACAGGGAAAGAUUGGAGGAACAGGAGAAUUACCAAGAAAACUAAAGUCAGAUUGAUGAAAUGCCUUGUGUUUCCAAUCUUUAGAAAUAUGGAGCCGAAACUUGUUCUCUGAGACUGCAGGAUAGACGCUAUCAUAAAGGCUACUGAGUCCACGAUGAUCCAGUGUAUUCGCAACGCCUCUAACCGCCAGAAAUGGCAGGAGAGCUGACUUCGAAAAUGACAUCGAACACCCCAACGUGUGCCUCGUCAAUGCAACCAUGACCAAUCUGACAAGAGUGUCCGACUA